AUGGCGCUGUCUAUCCCAAGGGUGACUUCCACCGUGGAGAUGUCUCCUGCAGAAGCGAGAAGGACAGGAGGUCAUUUUGAAACAGUGUUGAAUGUCCAUUUGCUUAUCUACUUUGAAAAGAGGCUAUGGGAAUGCGCCGAGAGGAAAACACGCAGAUCCACUGGAAUCGAUGCGGUGGCAAUACUCGCCCUCCUGCGGUCCAAGGCAAAUGCUUUCCCCUUAUCCAUCGUUAUAAUUGAGCAGUAUCGGCCUCCGAUCGAUAAAUUCAUCAUUGAGCUACCAGCUGGUAGGCCCCGAUCAUCAUCAUUGUCGAUCCAUCACGCUCACAAACUACAAGGUCUUAUAGAUGAAGGAGAAACGCCCGAGGAAGCUGCUUUCCGUGAACUCGAAGAAGAAACGGGUUACAAGGCUCACAAAGUCUUGGAGGUUUCGCCUGUAAUUGUGAGCGACCCAGGUAUGACGAAUGCUAACAUGAAACUUGUUACUCUUGAAGUACUUCUGGAGAACAGCCUGGAAUUGCCUGAGCAAAAACUUGAGAAAGGGGAAUUUAUAAUAAACCGAGUUGUUGAGCUUGCGAGACUGAGCGAAGAAUUGAAAGGUAAUGCAUUUUUGCCCACUGUUGUGCCAUUACUGCAAGAAUGGUAUUUUGUAUAG
Messenger RNA from Laccaria bicolor S238N-H82, 654 nucleotides. RefSeq lists its product as uncharacterized. The record is from RefSeq and is a predicted model, not a curated record. The transcript has 5 exons. Gene Ontology annotation, cellular component: nucleus. Bases 1 to 654 code for a protein of 217 amino acids. Lineage: Eukaryota; Fungi; Basidiomycota; Agaricomycetes; Agaricales; Hydnangiaceae. Gene Ontology annotation, molecular function: ADP-ribose diphosphatase activity. Gene Ontology annotation, biological process: nucleoside phosphate metabolic process; ribose phosphate metabolic process.